AUGAAAAGAUCUUCAGGAGACAAUGCCUCGGAGGGAAGCGAUGGGACAGCUCAGCGGGGAGAGUUGGGAAAAGGCUCUCCGUUCGAUGACUUAGAAAAUUGGUUUGGCCAAGCCAAACCCAGGAGAUGUACUACCCUUACAUGGUUUUGUGAACGGCUCGCGUCAAAUUCCAUUCUUUCUCUGAUCACAACACUACUGACCAUCUAUGCCCUGAUUGGAGAUGACAUGCGCUUGAUCUUCUCAGAGAAAGCCGCAGAUGACAUAUUCAAUGUGAUCACCGCCACGACCAUGGCGGUCUUUGGUCUAGAGGUUAUUAUCAACACCCUGGGAAAGCAGGGGUACCUUUGCGGAUUCUUCUUUUGGCUGGAUGCAGGUUCAACUGUGACCUUGAUCUUGGACCUCACCUAUGUCUCGGAAACGCUCUUUGGAGAUACCAUCUCCAUAGCAGAGGCACUGUCUUCAGAGGGAACACCCGGAGAAGUGCCGGAGACGGGUCCUCUGGAUCAAAGCAGUAGCCAAUCAGCCGAUGCUGCGCGUGCGGCGCGCAUGAGCCGUGUUGGUACAAAGGCUGGGCGAGUUGUUCGUCUUCUGCGCUUAGUCAGGCUGAUCCGACUAGUCAAGUUCUACCAGAAAAAUACCUCCUCUCCCAAGUACAAGAAAGGAGAGGAUGGAGCGGAGGCCUCGCCCGGAAUGGAUUGGGAGGAGGAUGAUGACGACAUGCAGAAGGAAUCAGCAGUUUCAAAGAAGCUGUCAGAGAUGACCACGCGCAGGGUCGUGAUGCUGGUGCUGGUCAUUAUGCUCUCACUCCCCUUCUUCCAACCUGGAAUGUACAACGAUGAUUUGUCAUCGUCAGCUCAGUAUGGCAUCAAUGUCCUCUACCGAAGAUGGCGAGAUGACAUGAGCCUCUACGAGCCCUAUGCCAAUGCCACGGCAGAGGCAGCCUAUCUCAGUUCAAAAGGCCGGGAGGUCUACGUGGACGACUUCUACUUGUACGCUUACUAUCAUAGCCCAUUUACACAGGAGGACUUGAAGCCUUCCAGUGCAGUGAGUAGUCCCUUGAGCAGCUUCAACAGUUUGUUUUUCGCUGGUAUCCAUCCGGACAACUCAACUCUGGGACAGUACUUUCUACCUUCCUUCGAAGGAAGAGGCAAUGGGAGUUACGAUCCGAAUGCUCGCUUUGCCGGCAACGACUGGUUGUACUACAUGGGCAACAUGACGUCCGACCCAGAAAGUCUCUUUUCCGUCGCUUAUGCAAAUACCACGAGCUGCGUGAAUUCGUACUUGAGAGGCAUCUCUCUGCUGGCAGCCACCGAUUCAUACUUGGAUUGUCCUGAAAAGCUCCGCUACAAUGAGCGCUCCGUGAUCGUGCCGACAGCUGCUACAUCGGCGGAAUAUGAGGAGGUCCACUUCAUGUUCGUCUUUGACCGCAGGUCAGGAGCACAACUGGAGGCGAUCUUGAACACUGCCCAGACGGUCUUCAUUUGUUUCCUGCUGGGCUUUGGAGCCAUGACUUUUUCACAGGAUGCCAACAGGUUGGUCCUGACGCCUAUCGAGCGCAUGAUCUCCAAAUUGGACAAGAUCCGGAACAAUCCCCUGGAAGCCAUGACCAUCGGUGAUGAGGAACAUCAUCGGGAGCAGGUGCGAGCAAUAAAGCGUGGCCAGCAGAGGGACCCCGAUGCCGAGUCAGAUGCCAAGCGCAACUGCUGUAGCCGGUGCUGCUCAGCAACAUUGAAAUGCAUCAGGAGAAGAAGUUCUGCACCCAAACAGAUCCCUGAGCCGAUGGAAACUGUCGUGUUGGAAAAGACCAUCAUCAAGAUUGGUUCCCUGCUGGCUCUGGGUUUUGGAGAGGCUGGUGCAGAGAUUAUUGGUCAGAACAUGCGUGGAGGAGAUAGUGCAGCACUCAACGCCAUGAUCCCUGGUCGGCGGGUAGAGGCGAUCUUCGGCUUCUGUGAUAUCCGAAACUUUACGGAUGCAACGGAAGUCCUCCAGGAUCAGGUGAUGGUCUUUGUGAACCGCAUCGCAUCUGUGAUUCAUUCGUGCGUCAAUGAAUUCUUUGGGAAUCCGAACAAGAACAUCGGUGAAGCAUUUUUGCUCACCUGGAGACUUUCUGAUUACGGCGCAGCGAAGCAGAAGAAGCUGGCAGAUAUGUCUUUGCUCUCCUUCAUCAAGAUCAUCGCUCAGAUCAACAAAUCCCCCCUGUUGGCAGAGUACCGAAAUCAUCCGAAGCUUGCGAAGAGGCUGCCCAACUAUCGCGUCCGCAUGGGUUUCGGGCUUCACAGUGGUUGGGCCAUUGAGGGCGCCAUCGGCUCGGAGUUCAAGAUUGAUGCUUCGUACCUGAGCCCCAACGUCAACAUGGCUGCCAGACUUGAGGCCGUCACCAAGCAAUACGGCUGCCUCAUUCUGAUGACCGACGCCAUCAUUAAACUCAUGUCGGUUGAGGUUGCUGAGGAAUGUCGCAUCAUCGACCAUGUGAGGCUUUCAGCAACGAAGGAGCCUUUCAAGCUCUACACCUAUGACUUGAAUGACCUGGCACUGGAGGUUGAACAGGCACCACCUCCAGCAGCCGUGCAAGGAAUAUUGUCCGAUGGCCGAAAGACCGGAGACAACUUGGCUGCCAGUCGGGAGGCAGCUCAAAAGAAGGACAAGUACAGGUUGCGCCAUGAGCGAGAACGAACCAAAGCCGAGCGCUGGAGUGAUGAUUUCCAGAUGUGCUUCAUGCUCACAAGAGAUGCAGAUAUCAUGACAAUGCGGAACAAGUUCACCUCAGAGUUCUUUUGCCGAUUUAACAUGGCCUACUUGAACUACGAGGCUGGCGAGUGGGGCGUGGCGAAGGACAUGCUGGAGGUGACCCGAUUCCUGUUGGCAACAGAGGAUGGGCCUUCUGCGGCUUUGUUGAGGUUCAUGAAACAAUACGACUGGGAAGCUCCAGCGGGAUGGACUGGGUACCGUGUUCUCCAUGACAAGAACCGUUCAGACUUGGAAGAUCUUUGCAAACGGCGCUUCUUCUUUCGGCAGGGCUCCGAAAUCUACGGAGGCGUCAGCGGCUUCUACACUUAUGGUCCGCCAGGAUGUGCAUUGAAGACCAACAUCAUCAAGCAGUGGCGGCGGCAUUUUGUGAUCGAGGAGAGGAUGAUGGAAAUCGAGGAUACGAACAUCAUGCCACAUCCUGUGCUGAAGGCGUCUGGCCAUGUCGAUCGCUUCAGCGAUUUCCUAGUUCGGGAUUGCCAAGACGAGAAGAAGUUCUUUCGGGCCGACAAACUCUUAGAGGACCUGAUGGAUGCGAAGUUGAAGGAAAAGGGUUUGUCCGAGGAGAAAGUCAAAGAGUACACCCUCGUGAGGAACCAGGCAGAUGCCUAUUCACAAGAAGAGAUUACGGAGAUCUUCAGGAGAUAUGACGUGCGAUCUCCAGAGUCUGGUAACAAGCUCACCGAUCCCGAGCCCUUCAACUUAAUGUUUCCAACUCCCAUUGGUCCUGCUGGCCUCAUUCAGGGGUACUUGCGACCUGAAACCGCCCAAGGAAUUUUCUUGAACUACAAGUACUGCCUUGAGCAGAACGGUGGACGUCUCCCCUUUGGCGUUGCACAGGUCGGAAAGUCCUUCAGGAACGAGAUUGCGCCACGACAGGGCUUGACACGACAAAGAGAGUUCACCCAGGCUGAGAUUGAGUGGUUUGUCAAGCCCACCGCCAAGCAGAUGAGGAAGUUCGAGGCUGUGAGUUCUGAGAAGCUGCUGCUCUACUCCUCGGAGCUGCAGCUCUCUGGUCAGCCGCCCAAGAGGAUGACCAUCGGCGAGGCGGUCGAAAGUCAGAUGGUGAACAAUGAGACCCUGGGUUAUUUCAUCGUAAGGACGUACCUUUUCUUGACCAGCAUUGGCAUCAAAGCAGACCACUGCCGGUUCCGUCAGCACCUGCCUACUGAAAUGGCUCACUAUGCUUGCGAUUGUUGGGAUGCAGAGAUCGAAACCUGCUAUGGAUGGUUGGAGUGCGUCGGCAUUGCUGACCGUGCUUGUUUUGACCUCAACGCACAUGCCAAGGCGGCAAAAGUUGAUCUCGCCUUCAGAGAAACAUUGGAGCAGCCGAUUGAAAUGGAUGUUCUUCGAUUGAAGAAGGAAGCUGGAGUGACGAUGAUGAAAGCUUUCAAGAAGAUCGGUCGACCUGUUAAGGAGUGGGUGGAGAAACUCCCUCAAGAUGAGCUGAAACAACUGAUCGCUGAUGUCGAAGCCAAGGGCCAAGCCGCAAGGACCGUAGAGCUGCCAGACGGUGCUUUGGAGGAGUGUACCUUCCUCCCAGAGCACCUCCAGUGCGAAGUGAAGAAGGAGAAGCAGUCAACGGUGACCUUUACACCUGGAGUGGUGGAGCCUUCCUUCGGCAUCGAUCGGAUCUUGUUUUCGGUUUUGGAGCACUCGUACUAUGCGAGACCCAAGGAGUUUGAAGAAAAUGAUGGCGACAAGCAGAUUCGCGCAGUUCUUCGAUUUUCAUCCAACAUAGCUCCGUAUAAGAUGACGAUUCUGCCCCAGGAUCAAAGAGUUCAGCGGGCACCCAAAUAUGCGGAGUUGAUGAACCUCAUGCAGAACGAGGCCGCUGAGAUGGGUCACACCUGCAUGGUGGACGACAGCAGCGCCACAUUGGGCAAGAGGUAUGCUCGGAAUGACGAGCUGGGAAUCCCUUUCGCAUGCACCGUUGACUUCACUAGUUUGGAGGACGGCACGGUCACUCUGCGGGAACGUGAUUCUAUGGUGCAGAUCCGCCUACCAGCGGCUGAAGUCGGAGCUUUGCUGGAUGAUCUCUGCUUGAGAAGGAAGACCUGGGAAGAUGCACAAACUCGCUACCCUGUUCAGGGCAAGUGACUUUGGUAAGUCAAUUUCCGGUCAUCGCUGUACAGUGUACAGAGAAGUUUGCUGAAUGCCACCGAGCUAGCAC
Cladocopium goreaui is the source of this 4918-nucleotide messenger RNA. Lineage: Eukaryota; Dinophyceae; Suessiales; Symbiodiniaceae. The record is from the annotation of a GenBank genome assembly.